Messenger RNA from Paramecium pentaurelia, 1283 nucleotides. The record is from the annotation of a GenBank genome assembly. Lineage: Eukaryota; Ciliophora; Oligohymenophorea; Peniculida; Parameciidae.
AUGUAAUAGGUAGAAAGAUCAUGGGAUAUGUUAAAACCUUCUGCAAGAGCUUAAGUAUCGUUAAAUCCAAUAAGAAAUUGGGUUGAACAUGUAGUACCAGAAGUAGAAAAAGCAGGAAAAUAAGAAGGAAGACCAGAAAAAAAAAUUGUCUUCCUUCUUGGUGAUCCUACUGCUUAUCCAAAAUUCUAAACUCCCAAUGAAUAUAAGGUAACGGUAGCGAAUUCUGUUGGAAAAAUAGAUGGUUAUACAGACUUUUUUGGUGACCUAAAGGUGAGAACUCAGUUGGCAGAAGUGUUAUCAUCACAUCAUAGAAAAUUAGAUGCAGAUGAUAUUAUUCUUGCAAGUGGUGGCAGUGGAGCUCUCUUUUAUGCUACAUUAGCUUUAGCUAAACCUGGAGACAAGAUCUUAAUGCCUAGACCAACAUUUCCAUUGGUUAAAGCAUUUGCUGAUUUCUAUAGCAUUUAAGUUGUUUUUUAUGAUUUAAAUCCAGGAACUUGGUAAGUUAACAUUGUAGAAUUGGAAUAAAUUUAUGAGUAGAACCCAGAUAUCAAAUUUAUUUUAGUCAAUUCUCCAAGUAAUCCUAUGGGUAGCGAGUUAAGUCCAUAAGCUUUAACAGAAAUUGUAAAUUGUAAUAUAAUCAUAUAUUAUCAAAAUUAGUUUGUGAAAGACAUAAUAAUCUUCCUAUAGUGAGUGAUGAAAUCUAUGAAAAUAUGAUUUUCGAAAAGAGAGAAUUUAAAUUCAUAUCUGAUUAUGCUAAAACUGUUCCUGUUUUGAGAUGUUCUGGUUUAACCAAAAAAUGUCUCGUCCCUGGUUGGAGAUUAGGUUGGUUAGCUCUAUAUGGAGAAGGAGACACCUUCAAAGAAGUUAAAAAAGCCUUAAGAAAUAUUUCAAACAUUUUAUUGAUGCCCAAUACAAUAUGUUAGGCAGCACUUUGUGAUGUAUAUAAAAAGAGUUUAGAUAUUAUUCCUGAAAAAAUGGAUGAACUUCAUGCCAGGUAUAAAGCAUUACAUCAUGGACUUCAUGAUGCUUAUGGAAUUAGUGUUGGAGAAACUAAAGGGGCUAUGUAUUCAACGUUGAUUAUUAAUAUUGAAGAGUUUUCAGACAUUAAAUCUUCAAUAGAUUUUGCAAAGAAGCUUUAAUAAGAGUAGAAUGUCUUAGUCUUUCCUGGAGAGUUGUUCUAUGGAGAAAAGUUUGUUAGAUUGGUCAUUUGUUGUGAUCUAGAAAUAAUAGAAGAAGCUUGUUAAAGAAUAAAGAAGUUCUGUUUAGAUCAUAAAAAAGUGUGA